GUUAGGCUUCUACGGACCGAAUCACUGGAAAUACCUUUGUAUAUUUUGCUGGUGAUGGAAAGAUUUGGUUAAAUAACGACCAUCUCAAUCAGUAUUGAAUUGACGACAGCCAGAACCGGCCGUUUGGAUUGGCUCUUGUUAAAGCAAAUCCUCUUUCAUUCGCUUCCUGAACAUCACAUAUACAAUAUCGUCAUGGAUGCUGCAAAAGUGCCUCCUCCACCACCGUACUCGGCAAGUGAUGCACCUAUUAGCUCUCAACCGGUUCCGGAGGGCGCUGCGCAAUCGAAAGAACAAACUGCUAUCGUUCAAGGCACCGUAGCACUGCUGUCGCCGCUGAUCGGACUCGAUAAAGUAAAAUUUAAACAAUCCGUCGAAUGGCUGCAGAUCGUGUGCGGUGUUGAGAUGCCAAUCCAUUUCGAGCUGGCCAAUCAGUUCGACUCGGUUAUCUACCGGCUGCAGGAGGACACUGACUGUUGUACACGAAACUUUAUUCCGCAAGGAUUUCGCACGGAUUCAACGGUGCUUGCCGUAAACGGUGUUCCUGCGUUCCGGUUCCAGCGAGAAGGGCGCUGUGUUAUGAACUGUUGUAUGCCCUGUUGCUGCUAUCCGUUGCCUUUCAGCAGAGAACGGUUAACCGUAACGGCAGCAAACGGCACGGUGCUGGGCGUCGUUCAACAGGAGUGGUCCUGCUGGACAUCACGCUUUAGUAUUCUUAACGCCGAAGGAAGUGUGAUACUGGGAAUUAACGGACCGCCACUUAAUUUCGCUUGCUUCUACGAUAUAAACUACGAAAUUGUUGCUCUGGACGGGACUCGGAUAGGCAACAUCACGAAGCAUUACGCGGGAUUUUGUUGCGAUACGUUCGCAGAUUUUGAUGAUUUUACUAUCGACUUUCCGUCCGAUCUGGAUGCAACUGUGAAAGCUACUCUUCUUGGCGCUGUCAGCUUAAUUAAUUUGCUUUUCUUCCAAGGAUCUAUCCGACGAUUGGCUUGCGCAUUAGUCUGUGGAAUAUCACGAACUGCGAUAGACCUCAAACUGAUGAAAUAAUCCUGCAAUGCUAAAUAUUAUGACUAUAAUUUUUUGCAUUUAUUGCAAUGUAAACAAAUUUGUAUUUUCUGGAGUGGAAUAAGCAACUUCUCCGUUAUGAAGAAAGAAGUAAAAUAUGCUUACUUCGUAAAACGUGGACGUGACGUGGAAUAGUUUUUGUUAAUUAUAUGUUUUGUUCUUUCUCUCAUACAGAUCACUGUAAUACAAUUACUUGUGCAAAA
Molecule: messenger RNA, 1268 nt
Organism: Sabethes cyaneus
Lineage: Eukaryota; Metazoa; Arthropoda; Insecta; Diptera; Culicidae
Product: phospholipid scramblase 2-like
Exons: 3
Coding region: 193-1047 (284 amino acids)
Biological process (GO): plasma membrane phospholipid scrambling
Cellular component (GO): plasma membrane
Molecular function (GO): phospholipid scramblase activity
Source: RefSeq, a predicted model, not a curated record